Molecule: messenger RNA, 4199 nt
Organism: Acanthoscelides obtectus
Lineage: Eukaryota; Metazoa; Arthropoda; Insecta; Coleoptera; Chrysomelidae
Source: the annotation of a GenBank genome assembly
GUUGUGAGACAGUAGGCAACCAUAAGAGCACCGCCGUAUGUCAUUGUAAGAAACAUGGCGGCAUAUGUCAUUCGUCGAAUAAUUGUUCUGAGUAGACAGGCGUUCUUUCUGUGUCAUAUUUGUUCUUUCACCACGAAAUAGCGACAUUCGUGUUGCUGGUUGAAUUACACGAGUUAGUGUUGGUAUUCUUUCAGUGUAUAUUUUGUGCUUGUGUGUAUAGUUUUGUGGUGUAUAUAUAUUUUGUUUUCAUCAUUGAAUAUUGAGUAUGUCGGCUACCUUCAAGAAUGCCAAAAAGAAACUGUUGCAGGCUGAAUUCCGGAAGUUUAUGGAUGAGCAUAAAAGUAAAGCCAAAGACGUGAAGAGAAUCGAAUCGCCUUUGGCAAAAUAUAAUGAUUGUGGAGAACUAACAUGUAUCCUUUGCCAAUCAAUUGUCAGGUCUGAAACAGUCUGGACAGUCCACAUUAACUCCAAACAGCACAAGGAGAAUAUCGAACAGGCAAGAAAGCUUAAGAAAAGGACCAACAACUUCACAACACCUGCAAAGCGGCCCAUUAGUCCACCUGUACCACAAGUACCUGAUAAGAAAAUAAAGGGAAUUUUGAGAAAUACAAAAACAAAUACCAAUAGCAGUGAAAAUCCUGAAACUGUUGGUAGAUCUGUUGACUCUAAAUUUCCACCUAAGCAAAUUAAGCAAGAACAGGUAGUAAUAGAAGCCACAUCAGAAACUAAAGAAGUAUUACCAGAGGGAUUUUUUGAUGAUCCUAAAUUGGAUGCUAAGGCUAGAAACAGAGAAUAUAAGGAUCCGGUGGAAGAAGAAUGGGAAAAGUUUAUGAAGGUCAUCAAGGAUGCUGAUAACGAAAGUAAUGCAAUAAUUUCAGAAGAUCAAGAGGAAGCAACAACUGAGCGGCAAAUAGAUGAGAUAGAGGAACAAUUGAAAAAACUGUCAAGAGUAUUAGAUUUUGAAAAAAAGAAAGAGGAGAUCAAAGUGGCGAGUGAUACAAGGAAUGCAGGUGAUAACGAUGAUGAGGACGAUGAGGGUUUGGAUGUGUUUGAUGAAUUCUUAGACUGGAGGACGAAGAAAUCGUUCAAAUAGCUUGUUUUCUGCUCUCCAUAUGAAUAAAUAUUUGUGUAUCUACAGAUGCUGACAAAAUGAGAACAUUGGGUUUUCGUAGACGUGGUAACACAAUUUAUCUUUUAUUCAAAGAAAACUACUACAUUGACCUUCUGCCACUUGUUUUACAAGGAGGGAUAUCUAGGAUUGAAAUACGAAUUUCGUUCAAAAAAUCCUGUGGGUACGUCUCGACCUCCGAACUCGUGUCUAGGAGGUUAAAACCUACCCAGGGGCCUAACAUGGAAUCCGUGAUCCGGUCCUGGAGACUCCUCCUUGUUAGUGCAUACGGAACUGUGUUCAGACUGAAACUCAACAAAAUUAUUUGUCGUACUCGGUACCUACUGUAUACUGUUUGUCAGUUACAAUUACUUAUUCCAAAUUGAUUAAUUUGACUUUUCUCAGUGAUGAGUUUUGAACAGAUGCUGGUAUAUUAGAUGAAGCAAAAACCUCCUAUUUGCCAGACUUUUCCAACACCCUUUAUUCAUAAUAACGUCUGUUGGAUGCCCUCAUCAAGAAUCUAGAGGUUACCGGUCGGUAACCUGCAGAAAUUCUGUUUAAACAUUUUUCGAGUUACAAGCGAGUCACUGCAUUAAAUAGUCUAAAAAUGGGCAUCUUUAGUGCCUCAUGGUUUGAGGUUGCAGAUUGUUUAAACCAGAGUUCCCCAAACUUUUUUUUACUUAAAAUAGUACAAUAAGCGGGUUCGUUUAUAAAUUAUAACAUAAACGUAUGUUCUACAAUAAUUUCACUGUUAGUUUGAUUAAAUUCCGCUUCUUAUACGUUUAAGUUAUCUAAAAAUAGGCAAAAAAUUAACGAAUUUUUGUGUAUCCUUGAAUUUUCAGAAUAAUUAAAAAAAAUAUUUUCUAUAAAGGGGGGUUCUUUAAAAAAAUCAAUGCGGGCACUUAUUCCCAAUGUGGGCAUUUAUUGGUCAGACACCAAUAAACAUAAAAUAAACUAUAAACAAAAUUACAUAAGCAAUAAGUCAAUAUGUUUAGUGAGAAGGAUGAACCUGAUGCUUUAAUAAUAAUAAUAAAUUAUCAACAUUUGGCGUCAAUUUUGUAAGGGUUAAUCUUAAAUCUCCUCGGCUAAUGAUGUCCAGUCUGUUUCUUUUUUUCGUUAGGAGAGGAAAGGAAAUUAAAAAUUUCCUCGCUAUAUUCCUUAAUACGGGAUAAGUAACGGGUAUGUUGUUUUGCAGCCAGAAUUGCUGAUAUCCGUUUUUAAACUGAACCUUAAGUUCUUCGUUUGUACUUAGUUCAGUCAGUUCCUCUUUUAUUAUGACAUUCGUUUCUUCUAUGUCACCAUAUGGAUUAAUUAUCCACGGUGGUAUUACCAUAGUCAAAAUAUCCUCAAACCUAGAUUCAAAGUCUGAAUAGAGGGCAUUUAAAUGUUGAACGUAAGUUCAAAAACGUCGUCUUCCCGACAGCUUGUCUGUGACAAAUUGGGGAACUGAGAAAAUUCGCCCCGUCCAAUAUUAUGCUUCAUUAGUUUAACUCUGGCAAGAAACGCUGAUAAGAUGGACUUUGUUUUAAUCAAAUUUAAACUGUCGCCUUGUAAUUGCAAAUUAACCAUAUUAAAUUUUGUAAACAAAUCUGUUAAAUAGGCGAUGUCUGUUUUCCUCUUCAUUAAAUUUUCUUUUAAAAUUUUAUCUUUAGUAUCCAGAAAUUCUAAAAUAGUUUCAAAAAGUGCAAAAAAUCUUGUCAAACAUAAGCCUUUCGACAGCCAGCGUACUUCAGUGUGAAAGAGUAAUUGAUGAAAGUGUUCGUCAUUUUCUUCACACAACUGCGCAAAUAACCACGUAUUCAACGCGUUGCUUCGGAUUCGGUUUACUGCAUCAAUGACUAAAUGACGUGAUUCAUGCAAUCUAACACUCAAAUUUUUAGCAACUAAAUGUUGUCGAUGGAUGACGCAAUGUAUUGCUAACACCCCUGACACAUUUUGUUUUAAAUAGCUUAUAAAUCCACGACAACGUCCAACCAUGGCAGGUGCUCGAUCUGUAGCUACUGAUAUUAUAUUUGAUAAAGGAAUUGCUUUUUCAAUGAAGUAAUCCUUCAAAACAUAAAAUAUUGAUUCACCUUUAGCGUCGGUUAUCAAAGUUCUUGCGAAGAGCAGUUCUUCGUAUAUUCCUUGAUUCAUAAUAAAACGAACAUAUGCCAAUAAUAAUGCUGCAUUAUCAGGUAAAGUUGACUCGUCCAGUUGUAUAGAGAAAUGGGUCGUUUGCAAAUAAUGAGCUUUCAAUAUCAGAACUCAUUUCAUCAAUACGUCUUUCAACAGUAUUGUUGCUUAAGGGAAUUCUUUUAAUGAUAUCAGAUGCAGGUUUGUGUAAAACAGUUUUUGAAACCUCUUCAACGGCUGGCAAAAUCAACUUAUCUCUGAUAGUUUCCGGAUUUUGCUAUAAGUAACGAGAUAUUGUAAGACGCCCGCAAACCAUCAUCAUUUCUUUGUGACUUCGAAGCGAACAUUCUGUCCAGUGUAGGUCUCUUCUAAAAUUUAUCUUUGAGUGUUUGAAAGUAUUUCAAAUCUUUCUCUGUUUUAUCAGGGUGGCAUCUUCUCAGAUAAUCUUGCAGUUUGAUGGUUUCAUAGCGUCAUUGCCCAAAACUUUGUUGCAUAAAAGGCACAUAGGCGAUUGUUUGUCCGGCAAUGAUGGAAUGAAGCCAAAUUUCAAAUAAUCAACACUGUAUUGUCUACAUUUCUUUUUAGAUUCGGACAUGGCAUCAGUCAUCUGUGGGCAAAAUUAAAUUAUUUAAAUAAGACAGAAAAUCCAGCAGCUGUAUAUUAAAAAUAUUUUUUGAUGUUUCCGAAAACAUUCCAUAAUUCGAACAUCUUGCAACAAUUAGCUCGAAUUACGGAGAUUGUACUGUAAUUAUAUUACCGAUUGCUAAAACUUUCAAAAAGAAUGUACUUACUUUUCUCCAGCACUCUCAAACAAAAUAACACUGACUCACUAUAAUUUGUGUGAUAUAAUAUCUGUUUAUAUUUUUUAAAAUAUUUUCUUAGCACUUUCCUUUUCAAGAUUCAGGAAACGAAUAAACGUAUUUGUCCCACAUUCGUAUUUAUAGAGUGACGAAUUGAACAAGUCAGUGCAAGGUAGCGA